AUGGUUAAUAGUAAUAAUGAAGAUAAUAGUCGUUUGGAAUACUUAUCGCGUUCAGAAAAUGAAGAUGUUAAUUUCUUAUGUGAUUUAAUUGAUGUGGCCUGGUGGAAAAGACCGUAUUUAUUAGCAACAAGAUAUGGCAUGGUUCUACCUAGAUUUCGUUCGAGGAUGGCAGUGGAACAGGACAAGAAGAACGUCCAAAGUCAAAUUUUACAUAUUCGUCAAGUUCAAUCGAAUGAUUCGGGCGUCUAUGAGUGUGAAACGCUCGGAGCAAUUCAACAAUUUAAUUUAACAGUUAUAGUUCGCCCUCUAACUGUGGAACUUGGUGCACAAUUAAUUACAAAUCAAGAUUCAUCCAAAGAUCUUCCAUCAAACACAACAAGUCUUAGUUUGAUACAACAAUCAUUAAAACUAAAUAACGGUCACAUCCAUGUCCGUGAAAAUCAAUUGAUACGUUUUACAUGUGUUGUCGCACGCGCUUUACCAGCUGCAACUCUUCAUUUUCCAUUCGAUAUUGAUUAUCGUGUCGAAAGGAAUUCGACGAUCGAAAAUAACGAUAAAACCUAUCGAACAAUUCUUGUUCUAAUUCUCCGAAUCAAGCGUCCUCUACACAAGCGUACUCUUCAUUGUCAAGCAGUUCAAACACCGAGUAUCAAAUCCGAACAGCAUGCUCCGCAAUUACGAAUUCUCUCCAAUACAUUACAACUCGAUGUUGCUUAAAUUCAAUACAGUCCAAUAUGUUCGCAGAAGAAUUCCUCUCCACCACAACUGCACACGGGUAUCAAUCGAGCAAUCAAUUUAACAUGUCAUAUGUCGAAUGGAAAUCCGACUAAAGUCAAUUUUACUUGGCAUUUACCGAAUGGUAAUAUUUAUCUAGGUUCUUAUCUGAAUACAUCAUCAAGUUAUAUUACAUAUCUUCCUGCACAUACAACUGAUUUUGGACAAGUGAUUUGUCGAGCACAAAACGAAUUAGGUUUAUUUGGUGAAUGUCAUGUUAAUAUGAUCUUAGGAGCUAUACCCGAUCCAAUUCAAUCGUGCCAUUAUACGUAUAUUAAUUCAACACUGACCGUCAAUUGCGUAGCGGGUUAUCAUCAAGGUGAUGAAGAUUUCUUUUGUUAUAUGUAUAAACGACAAUCGAAUGGUUCCUAUUCGGAACAUGCACGUUUGAAAGGUAAUUGUGCAUUUAUCCUGCCUGAUCUUCGGCCUGAGUAUCAUCAUGAUUUUCUGGUGUUUACAAAAAAUAAAUACGGAGAUAAUUUCGAUCGAAGUUAUUCCAUUAAAGUUGGAAAACCCAAAGUUCGAACAUUUGCAGAAAAAACGCGUUUUUAUUGGCCAUAUAUGGUUUUGCUUAUCCUUAGCGCAUGUCUAGGCUCCCUAAUUUUAAUCUGUUGUUCAUACCAUAAAAUGCGGCAAAAAUCACAGAACAAACGAAAGACAAAUGGACAUAUCGAAAGUAUGACAUAUCAAAAUCACAAUUCAAAUGGCAAGAUGUCCUUAAUACAUGUGAAGCACAACGGAAAUGGAGCAACGUAUCCUGUUCGUCCCUAUCGAUCGAAAGAUCAUCUAUUGUCGUACGAAUCUUCAUCGUUGUAUCGAAACAGUACUCAACAGUUUAGAAGUGUCUAUUCAGCAGACGAUGAUAAUCCGUCUAAUCGACGACAUACAUUCAAAGAAACUGAUCUUGACCAUGCAAUUAAUCCAACACUUGAUCCAUCUGAACGUAUGACUAAAACGUUGCCGAACAAUCGUAACCGUUCGAUGGUUUCGUCAAUAGAUUCUUCUCAUAUUCAAUCGAAUGACCUUAGUUCUGUUCCAUCAACGAUGCAACGUCGUUCGAGUUUUCAAGCAGCAACAAAAAUGAAUCACUUUGAAUUAUCUUCAACACCCGAAUCAUUGUAUUUUCUUGAUAAACAAAUAAGUAAAUCAACCCAGCGUAACCAUUAUUCGCCUGAACAAUGUCGAGACAAAGCUCGUCAUCAAUCUCCUUGUCCUAAACUUGACCAGAGCAGUCAUUUGAUCGUCGAAAAUACGAUAUUGACUAACUCUAAAGCCGAUCAACACAUCAAUCACAUGAAUUCCCUGAAUAACUUUCAUCGAGAGAAUGUUAAAGAUACGAAAAAGUUUAUUUUGAACAAUCAUGACCAACAUGUAGAACGUCGGCGUGAUGAUGGUAUUUUUGUGUAG
Adineta ricciae is the source of this 2181-nucleotide messenger RNA. The record is from the annotation of a GenBank genome assembly. NCBI's taxonomy places the organism in Eukaryota, Metazoa, Rotifera, Eurotatoria, Adinetida, Adinetidae.